AUGGGUGCCAUUACUUCUGUCGACGCGGCAGAACAAUUCGACCAUGUGUCAAGUGCACGUGUCGUUUCCACGCCAUCCGCCGCGACGUCAUCCAGUGACACGUCAUCCGUUGCCACGUCAAGCUCAGAAGACGAGAGACAGGAGGUUCAAGGAGAGGGUGAAUUUAGUGGAAGCGCGCCGAUGAGAAGAGAUGCGAGUCAUGGUGCGACCACGUUGUUCCUCACCUUCUCCCCGCCCUCUCCCCGUCCGCCACCAUUCCCCGUCGCGCUCGGCGCAACCCCGCCAGCAUCAUCACCCGUGUCGCCCGGGUCGCACGCGGGGUUACCUUGCGACGCAGGCGCAGGACCGCGCGCGGGGCACGCAACGGCGGCUGAGGCGGCGCCGCUGAUUCCGGGGCUGCCGGACGACCUGGCGACGGAGUGCCUGCUGCGCCUGCCGCGCCAGGACCACCGCGCCAUGCGCCGCGUCUCACGGCGCUGGAACCAACUCAUUCAGUCCCCCCUGUACUACGAGAUGCGGCGGCACAGGGGAGUGCAGGAGGGGUGGGUGUACGUGCUAUCCCGUGACAGCUCGGACCGUCUGUGGUGGCACGCGCUGGACGUGCGCUCCGCCACGUGGCACGACGUCCCCCGCAUGCCCUCCCUCUGCUCGCGCGCCUACGGGCUCGCCUGUGCCGCCUGCCAGGGCAACCUUUACGUCAUUGGCGGAGCGGGGUGGCUCAAACCCAGCAGACCGCACGUGUACAGGUGGGUGCAGUGCAGGCAGCAAGACAGCACGGUGGGUUAUGUGUGGGCAGUUGUGGGAAGGCGUGGAUCGCUGAGGCCGUGGGUUGGUGGUGGGGUGGGACAAUAUGCUAUGGUAGGCGCCCAUGUGCCGGACGCGGCCUUCCCUCCCCCACUGCUAUUAGCAAGUGGUUUUCCUUUCCGCGUGCUCCAUCACUGUGCGCAUUCCCCUCCCCCCUACCCGCCCCCACCCUCUAGGUACAACCCCCCUGCCAACAAGUGGGUGCGCGUGGCAGACAUGGCGUUCCCCCGCUGCUACUGCGUGGCUGGUGCCGUGCGCCUGGAGAGGGAUGGCAAGGGCCGGGAGCAGGGCGCGGGAUGGCUCGGAGACGGGGGCGACAUAGGGGGGGAGGGGAGGGAGGCGGGAGAUAGACUGGGGGAUGGCGGGUGGGAGAGGGAGAGGGAACGCGGGAUUGGGAGGGAGAGGGAGGAAGAAAGGGGGAUUGGGAGGGAAAAGGAAAGGGAAGGGGAGAGGCUACGGGAUGGGGAGGGAGCGCGAGAGGGAGAAAGUGUGGUUGGGGGGGAAAGGGAUGGCGAGAGGAGCAGAGUGGAGGAAAGUGAAAGGGCUGGGGAGAACGCAGGAGUGGGGGAGUCGAGCAGUGGAGGGAAACAGGGGGGUAGCAGCAGGGAGCCGAGAGUGGGGAAGGCGAGAGGGGCAGAGGGAGGGAGCAGCAGCAGCAGGGCGGAAGGGGUGUGUUCGGUGGGAGGGGCGUGGGCGAGUGAACGGCUGGUGGUGGCGGGUGGCAUGGGGGCGAGCAACACGUCACUGCUGACGUCAGUUGAAAUUUACCACCCGCAGGAGGACCGGUGGACCAGUGCGGCCCCGCUGCCCUUUGAGUGCGACUUAGAGGAUGCAGCCGUGCUAGCCAACCGACUGCUGCUGCGCCACAUGCGCUGCGUGCACUCCCCCCCCGGCCCUGACGCUGUCGCCUUCUCCCUCUCCUCCAACUCCUGGUCCCCACUUUCCGGGAACCUUCCCUCCGCCUGGCACGGCCCGUCCACGGUGCUGGACAGUCGGAUGUACAUGCUGGAUCAGAUCGGAGGGAUCCGGUUGGCCGUGUACGAUGACGUGGCGCAGAUGUGGCGCCCGAUUGGCCGGCUGUCGCCAGCGCUGCUGACGCCGCCGUGCCGGAUAUUAGGGUUUCGCGGGCGGCUGUACGUGAUUGGGCGGGGGCUGUCGAUGGUGGUGGUGGAGGUGGAGGAGGCGCUGCGGUGCGAUGGGGUGCUGCUGACGCGCCGCAUUGAUGGUGUUGGGUGUCCCUCAGAUGUAGUUCAAAGCAUGGUGGCUGAUGUGCUUCGUGGUGGUGGUUUGGGGAGUGCAGCGCGGUAUGGAGAACUGCAGCUCGUUGCCUAA
Closterium sp. NIES-65 is the source of this 2136-nucleotide messenger RNA. The record is from the annotation of a GenBank genome assembly. NCBI's taxonomy places the organism in Eukaryota, Viridiplantae, Streptophyta, Zygnematophyceae, Desmidiales, Closteriaceae.